Messenger RNA from Chrysoperla carnea, 5143 nucleotides. Its product is annotated as E3 ubiquitin-protein ligase SHPRH. Bases 85 to 4827 code for a protein of 1580 amino acids. The record is from RefSeq and is a predicted model, not a curated record. Gene Ontology annotation, cellular component: nucleus. Gene Ontology annotation, molecular function: ATP-dependent chromatin remodeler activity; metal ion binding; ATP binding. Gene Ontology annotation, biological process: protein polyubiquitination; DNA damage response. NCBI's taxonomy places the organism in Eukaryota, Metazoa, Arthropoda, Insecta, Neuroptera, Chrysopidae. The transcript has 14 exons.
UCGUGUUUACAUUUCAAAAUCAAUAGACGAAUGUGCAAAGGCAUUGUGUUAAAAACUAUUUUGUGAAAAAUACAAAACUUUAUAAUGGUGCGUGAAAAGAAAAUAUCACCGAAAAAGUUAGACAAAAAACUAGAAAACUGGAGUUUCGUUAAUUCGAAAGCUAUCAUCAAUGAAAAACCAAAAAAAUUAAGCCUAGCAUUGGAAAUCACACAUAAACAACCGAACGAAGAAAAUGAAAAAUUGUAUUAUUUAGGAAAUUUAUGUAUCGGAACAAUAUCUUUCGAUGAUGUUAUUCAACCAAAGAAAUGGGAUCGUUCGAAACAUAUUAUUGUAAAAAUAAAUUCCGAUUCGAUUAUAGUCGAAAGUUAUUUUCCGGUUGAUUUUUUUCAAGAUUUAAUAUCGUCCCCUAAUUUAUAUUUUAAAAUAAAAAUUGAUGGAGAAAAUGUAAUUCUUGAAUUAAGUUUAAAGUUAUUGGACGAAACUGAACCGGUUAAAUUAAAGUAUAAAAAAUUAUUGAAACGAAUUUUAAUUUUAUUUUUUCGUGAUGAUUGUGUUUUCGAAUUCGAUGAGAAAAAUUGGAAAAAGAAACACGAUAUUGAUGAAUUGUACAAAGCAAUACGUUUAUACGCAAAUAUUGAAAAUAAAAAUUAUUCAUAUGAUGUUCAACAUCCAAAUUUAAAGCCCACGUUACGACCAUACCAAGCACAAGCUGUUCAAUGGAUGUUAAAUCGUGAACAUAAUGCAUUAUGUAUUGAUGGCGAAAUUCAUCCAGCUUACCAUAAACUUAAUUUACCAAACAAUGAAAUUUUAUAUGUUAAUGCUAUUACCAUGCAUAUUACCAAUACCCCACCAUUAAUUCAAUCUGAACUAACUGGUGGAAUUCUAGCUGAUGAAAUGGGAUUAGGAAAAACCGUUGAAGUGUUAGCCUGUAUUUUAUGUAAUCCAAGGAAAUUGGAUACGAAACGUGACGAUGAUAAAAUGGAAACCGAUGAGAUAUUGAUUGAUACACAAGACAAAAAGAAAAUUCCUAAAAAUAAAAAUAAAGUUCGAAAUCAACAGGAUAAUUUAAAUGGAUUUAAAAAAAUUCGUAAAUCAAUCGAAAUGGAUCACGAUUAUGUUCCAAAAAUUAAGGAUAAUAGUAAUAAAGUUAAUAAAAAACGUAAAAUAUGGCGAAAACGUAAAGUUUGGAAAAAUAAAAUUUUUAACAAGAAAACAGAAAGGAAACGUAUUAAGACGAAUAUUGUUUCGGACGAUUCGGAAAAUGAUGAAUCAGUACCAGAAAGUAGACAAUCAUCCGAUCUGGAGGCUUGCGAAACAAAAAAUAAUGAUAAAAGAAAGAAAACGUCUAGAAUGAUUGUCUCGUCUAGUGAGGAUGAAGCCAACGAAGAUGAUAUUCCACAUUCGCAGCAAUCUUCUUCUGAGGAAAACGAUGAUGUCCCACUCGCUCAAUUAAUUCCUCCUAAACAAGAAAAUGAUAGUCCACAUUCUACCGAAAAUGUAACCCCCAGUGAUGAUAUUCCUACUAAAAAAAAGGUUAAAAAAGAAAAAUUAACCACUGAAAAAGUUGCUAAAAAACCUGCUAGCUCAAUAAAACAAUUCUGUAAUCUUUGGUACGAAUCAAAAUUAGCCGAAGUCAAAGUGAAUGCUCUUCGUGAACGGCCAACAGAAGUUUUAGCCGUUCAAUGUUUAUGUGGUGAUUUUCAAUGUUUCGGUGAUGAAGUUAUUUGUCAGGAUUGCGGUAAGAAACAACAUCGACUGUGUGUUAGUUAUUCUGGUGAUCCUUCGAAGUAUUGCUGUCCACAAUGUUGGGAGAAAAGGCCUUUAAUUAAAACUGCUGCAACUCUUAUAAUAACUCCGUCGCCACUAAGCAAACAAUGGAUUACCGAAAUAAAACGGCACGUAACACGUAACGGUUUACGUGUCUUAGUUUAUAAAGGCCUCAGUACAACUGGAUACUUGUAUCCAGAAAGUAUUGCCGAAUAUGAUAUUGUAUUAACAACAUAUUCAGUCCUACAAAGUGAAAUUCGAUAUGUGGAUAUUGAUUCAUCUAGGAGUAUGCGAUUUGAGAAGAAAUAUCAUGUGGGAACAUCCCCAUUACUAUCAUUGGAAUGGUGGCGUAUUUGUUUGGAUGAAGCACAACUUGUAGAAGGUGCAACGAGUAAUGUAGCUAACAUGGCAAGAAAAUUGAAUGCUGUUCAUAAGUGGGCAGUUUCUGGUACACCAGCUCAAAGGGGAAUACCAGAUUUAUAUGGUUUAAUAAUAUUUUUGGGAAUUCAACCGUACAACGAUUUCGAUAUAUGGAAAUACGCCCUCUACAAUCCCUACUGUAAAGGUAUUAAAGAACCCUUACAUAAAUUUUUAUCCAAAAUAAUGUGGCGUACAUGUAAGAAAGAUAUUCUCAAUCAAAUCAACAUCCCAAAACAAACAGAAAUCAUACAUUGGUUAAAAUUCUCCGCUGUCGAAGAAUUCUUCUACAAACGUGAACAUGAAAUGUGUCAAGAUAGUUUUCGUGAUCGUUUACGAAAUUGCAAUAUAAACGAUAAGCUAAGUCAAUUAGAUCGACAUACGUUACAGAAAUUAUUGAAACCAUUGCUAUCGAUUCGACAAGCUUGUACCCAUCCAAAAGUUGUACGUGGUAAAUAUUUAACAACAAAGAAUAAUGUUAUGAACAUGGAAGAUCUUUUGGAGGCGCUAAUUAAUAAGAAUGAACAAGAAUGUUCAGAUGUUCUACGCGCACAAAUCGCUGCACUAAACGGUUUAGCUGGGAUUCAUAUUAUUGAGCAUCGAUACAACGAGGCUGGUGAAUGUUAUCGUGAUGUUUUACGACUUAUCGAUCAACAUAAAAAUGAAGUCCAUGUUGAUACUUUACCUCAUUUACAUACGCUCUAUAAUUUAAGUGAAAUAUUAUCGAAUCCAAGAGUACAUCUUCCACCAACGUUACGUGACGAUCAAUUAUUGAACGAGGCGAAGAAUUUGGAGGAAAAAUAUAUUCAUAAACAUGUUGUUGGUGUCAAUGAAUCGAUGACGGAUUAUUUAAAUUGUAUUGAACGUGUUACUCAAGUGGAAAAUGAUUUUUCACAGCCGGUUUGUGGAUGGUUUACGGAAUUGGUUGAUUGGAUGGAUAGUGAAGAUGUUUCGGAUGAUCUGUUGUCAAGGAUUGAAUCCAGUUUACAGGAUUAUUCGCAACAAUCGGAACUAGUGACUCAACUAAGAAGUUCACGUGUGUUAACCUUAGAAAUUUAUCGAUGGUGGCAAAAAGUAGAUAAAAGCAUACGUAAUUUACGUGAUAGCUUUAAAUCGUUAAAAGCAUUAUCAUCCACAGAAAAUGCUACCAAUUUAGUAUCAUUUUCAGAAGAUUGUGUAAGCGAUGCUGUAGUUUGUCAUUUACGACCUGUUAAACAAACAAAAGGUUCCAAUACCAAGAAAAAAUGUUUUAUGUGUAAAAUUGAAAUGGAAAUGUUGAAUUAUGAAUGUUUAAUAUUUUUAAUGAAUACGAAAAAAAUUAAUACAAAACGAAAGAAAAGUGUGGACGAUGAUGAAAAUAAAAUGGAAGGAACUUGGAAAGCAAGUGAACAAGAAAUUAUUUUGAAAAGUGCAUUAUCUUUUGGACGUAAUAAACGAAUAGCUGAUGCCAUAAUUCGAGAAGGUGAAUUACAUUUAGAAUUAUGUGAGGUAUUAAAAAAAGAAUUUCGUGACAUGCGUCGUCUAUGGACAUAUUAUGGUGAUUUAAUCGCAUCCCAAGAUGAGAUUAGUAUGUGUAAAGAACGUUUACGAAUACGUUUAGGCAAUGAAGAGUUACCAAAGUCAAGUACAAAGUUGGAUCGUAAACAUAAUAUUUUAAAAUUAUUGGAUUAUAACGUUGAAAAUAAAUUAGAUCAUAUUAAUGUUAUUGAAAUUGGAAUGAUUGAUGCUCAUUUUGCUUCAAUUAAAAGAGAUAAAUUAAUAGCUGAAGCAGAGUUUGCUAAAAAAUUAGGUACACUUGCGUAUCUUAAAACGUUACGCAAAGAACAAGAUACCAAAAAAGCACCAGAUCCAUGUCCAAUAUGUACGAAUCCACUUCAAGACAAUUGGAGUAUUUUGCAAUGCGGUCAUUCAUUUUGUCUAGAAUGUAUCCAUCAUUUACUCUCGAAAUAUUGUAGCGGAACUGAUUUAACGUGUUCGGUAUGUCGACGACAACAACCGAUAGCGGAUAUAUCGUAUGUCAAAAAAGAAGGCGACGAAACGUCAAAUUUGACAAAGCCUGGUGAAUUAAUAAUAAAAGGAUCGUUUUCAACAAAAAUUGAAGCAAUUACAAAAUGUCUGCUUGAUUUAUAUAAAGAAGAUAAUCAAGUGAAAGUAUUGAUAUUUUCAACUUGGUCAACCGUUUUGGAUGUCGUUAAUGAUGCAUUCACUAAAAAUCAUAUUAAAUUUUUACAACUAGUUACACCAAAUCCAAUUAUUUUUGAAAAAUUUAAGGAUAAAGAUGAACAAAUCACUGCUUUACUACUGCCAAUUAGUCAAGGUGCUAAAGGUUUGAAUUUAAUUGAGGCAACUCAUGUAUUUUUAGUAGAACCACUCAUGAAUCCAAGUGAAGAGUUACAAGCAAUUGGACGUGUUCAUCGUAUUGGUCAAACAAAGCCAACAUUUGUACAUCGUUUUUUAAUUAGAGAAACAAUUGAAGAAAGUUUACAUAAUGCUGUAGCAACGAAUAGUUCUGAUUGGGAGCGAAAAGAUGUAACUUUAGCAAAAUUAAGUGAUUUAUUUGAUAAUUGUACGAGUGAUAAUGAUAUAUCCCAUUCAUCGGUUGAUACAGAAACUGAUAAUGUAGUUUUAGAUCCUUCGACAUAAACAGUCUUAUAGAUGUUUGAUCUCACAUUUUUAAAGGCUACAUACUGAGAACUGAUGAUUUUGAUUACAGCAUCUAGUAAAGAGAUAAAAUUAAACUGUAUAAGGUGCCCCUAUUAUUUUCGACGAGCGUGAGUGAUCAACUAAUUGUUUUCAAAAUCAGGCCAUCAGUCAGUUUUCGGAAAGAUUUAACGUUUUUUAUUUGCAGUUAUUUGAAUGGGGAAGGUGCUUGCAUUUAAGAAAAUUUCAUCAUUUUUCUAAUUAAAAAAAGGUUGUUCAUUAAGAAAGAAUAUUGGAGUCAGAAAAAGACUUACUCGUA